This is a messenger RNA of Necator americanus (New World hookworm), 489 nucleotides long. RefSeq lists its product as uncharacterized. The transcript has a single exon. The coding region runs from base 1 to 489 and encodes 162 amino acids. Lineage: Eukaryota; Metazoa; Nematoda; Chromadorea; Rhabditida; Ancylostomatidae. The record is from RefSeq and is a predicted model, not a curated record.
AUGGAUGAAAUGAAAAAUGGCGACAGGAGUACUGUGCGACAGGAAAGUCCCUAUUCGACUGAAGUCGAAGAUCUACAGGACGAUUGUGCGUCCUGUUGCCCUUUAUGGAUGCGAGUGCUGGCCAACGACGAAAGCCUCGGAAAGAGUGUUGCACGCUAUGGAGAUGCAGAUGUUGAGGUGGACGAUAGGUGUAACGCUAAAGACAAAGUAUCAAACGAUAAUAUACGCUCCAUCUUCGACGUGGUCCCGAUAACUGAGAAGACGAAGAAGAUGCGACUGAGAUGGUUUAGUCACGUCUUGAUGAGAGAGGAAAAUUCAGUUGCCAAAACCGCUCUGAAGUUCGAAGUUUCAGGUGUAAGACCGCGCGGGAUGCCAAGGAUUCGCUGGUUGGGCCGUAUAAAGCUGGAUAUGAUAGAUGGGCGUUUGUGUUUCUUGCAAUUUUCGCUUCUGAUGCAAUGGGUUGAACCAAAUGGAAGACAAGAAGCAUAA